Molecule: messenger RNA, 6466 nt
Organism: Ceratosolen solmsi marchali
Lineage: Eukaryota; Metazoa; Arthropoda; Insecta; Hymenoptera; Agaonidae
Gene: gek
Product: serine/threonine-protein kinase gek
Exons: 29
Coding region: 430-6084 (1884 amino acids)
Biological process (GO): actomyosin structure organization; peptidyl-threonine phosphorylation
Cellular component (GO): cytoplasm; cytoskeleton
Molecular function (GO): protein serine/threonine kinase activity; ATP binding
Source: RefSeq, a predicted model, not a curated record
GCAGGCAGGCAAAGAUAUACGAGUACGUAGGAAAAAAGAGGACGGGAGAUGCAGGAGCGUCUCGGCAGGGAACGGCGCUCGGCGGCUGCUGCCGAGUUGCUUCUGCUACUGCCACUGCGAGAGUGUCGACGAUCGAUGACCUUCGACGGAGACGUCUUCCACGGGGCUGGCUGAUCGCGCACCGACAGCGACGACGCGCUGCCACCCUCUUUAGGUUAUACGGGGGAAGAAAAAACACACGACUCACGCGCGUGCUGCUACGGCCAAGGAAGCCAAAGCCAGGCGUGUGCUAUAUAUCUAUAUGUGUAUUCUUCUUGCUGAAGAAUAAUAUCGAAGUGCAGUUUUUCGACGUGGGGAUAAAGAACUUUCAUAAUUCAGUGAUGAGCUGGUGGUCUAGAAAAUUUAUAAUUAUACAUAUUAUAUACAAAGAUGAUGGAAGUCUCAUCGAAGGAACGUAUUGAGGGUUUACCCAACACACAGGCAAUCAUAGCAGAUACACUACAUCAUUACAGUCACCCUCCACCUGACAUCAUGCCUAAAGGACGAGCAAUGAAUGGUGUAGGAGCACGGUUGCGCCAGUUGGAAGCCCUGUUUGUUGGUGGUCCUGUACAGGGUGGAAGAAUGGGCCACACAUUGUCGAUUGAAACACUUAUCGACGUUUUAUUAGUUUUAUACGAUGAGUGCUGUAAUUCUUCUCUAAGACGUGAAAAGACUGUUUCAGACUUCAUUGAAUUUGUUAAGCCUGUAGCCACAUGUAUAAAGAGCCUUCAGUUGGCUCGGGAGGAUUUCGAAAUUGUUAAGGUUAUUGGUCGAGGCGCUUUCGGUGAAGUCUGUGUAGUAAGGAUGCGUGGUUCGGAUAAGGUCUUUGCCAUGAAAAUACUAAAUAAGUGGGAAAUGCUGAAGCGCGCAGAAACGGCUUGUAUCAGAGAAGAACGUGACGUUCUUGUGUACGGUGACAGAAGGUGGAUAACGAACCUUCACUAUGCCUUUCAGGAUGACAAUAAUUUGUACCUGGUCAUGGAUUAUUAUUGCGGUGGAGAUUUGUUAACUUUACUCAGCAAGUUCGAAGACAGGCUUCCAGAAGAUAUGGCACGUUUUUACAUAGCGGAGACUGUCCUUGCUAUCGGUUCUAUACACGAUUUACGAUAUGUACACAGGGAUAUAAAACCUGACAAUGUUUUAUUAGAUGCCAAUGGGCACAUACGUUUAGCUGAUUUUGGAUCUUGUCUUCGAUUAUUUGAGGAUGGGACUGUGCAGAGUAAUGUGGCUGUUGGUACACCAGACUAUAUCUCUCCUGAAAUUCUCAGGGCGAUGGAAGAUGGACAGGGAAGAUAUGGUCCAGAAUGUGAUUGGUGGUCUUUAGGUGUUUGUAUGUACGAGAUGCUUUAUGGCGAAACUCCUUUUUAUGCUGAAUCUCUAGUCGAAACUUAUGGGAAAAUUAUGAAUCAUAAGAACUGCUUUGAUUUUCCUAUGGAUGAUAUUUACGAUAUUUCUGAAGAGGCUAAGGAUCUCAUGAGAAAAUUGAUCUGCAGUUCUGAAUUUAGAUUAGGACAAAAUGGAAUUGAAGAUUUUAAGAAGCAUCCAUGGUUUGAAGGAGUAAAUUGGGAAACUAUAAGGGAUAGCACAGCUCCUUAUAUUCCUGAAGUUUCUUCACCAACGGAUACAUCGAAUUUCGACGUAGACGAUACUGACGUUCGUAGCUCAGACGCAGUACCUCCCGCAGCCAAUUCUGCAUUUUCCGCUCUUCAUCUUCCAUUUGUUGGAUUUAGCUUCACUCAAGGAAGUUGUAUAUCAGAUUUGAGUAUUUUACCAUGUUAUACUCAAAGAGAGAAAAACUUAAAGAUACUAGAAGAAGAAAAUGCACAAUUGGCACAAACCGUUGCAGAAUUAAAAAAUCAAAUGAGUACCAGUCAUACUCCACCAACUAUAUCUCCAGAUUCCAAUAUUGCUACAAGAAAACUUCAAGAUGAAAUCAAUAUACUUACAAAAAGAAAUUGCGAAUUAGAAUCUCAAUUAAAAUCGCUUGAAGUGCCUCGAGAAUUGCGUGCAAUAGAUAAUGGUGAUUUAAUUAAAAUACGUGAAUUAGAAAAAUUGGUGCGUGCUCUUCGCGUUGAAAAAGACGAAGCCAUAAAAGAUAAAGUGGAUGCUUUAGAAAGGUUAAAACUUCAAGACAAAGAACUUAAGGAUGCCUUAGGACAAAGAAAAUUAGCCAUGGAAGAGUACACUGAAGUGACGGAUAAGCUUUCGGAACUUCGCCAGCAGAAGCAAAAACUCUCCCGUCAAGUUCGCGAUAAAGAAGAAGAACUUGAAGUGGUAAUGCAAAAAGUUGACAGUCUCCGCCAUGACAUUCGCAAAGCCGAAAAGCUGCGACGGGAGCUGGAGGGAAGAGUAGAGGAGGCGAUGGCUGAAACGAGUAAAGAACGCAAAUUGCGUGAGCGAAGCGAGGAGUACUGUAAGCAGAUGCAGGAGGAAACGGAGAAAAUUCGACAGCGUUCAAUUGGCAAUGAUACCAGUGCAAAUCACGCUCUCGCGACCCAAGAGAUUAAUCGACUCAAAGCGGAAGUUGAGAAGUUGGAGGUUCAGUACAACGAGAGCCUUAAUCAACAACAAAACAGGUUCAAUGUGGAAGCACGUGGACUGCAAGAACAACUUCACGAGGCUGAAACUAGACGAGAGCUGCUUGAACGCGAGGUUCAAAUAACCAAGGAAAAAUUGGAAAACGCCCGAUUGGAGAACAUUACUGAUAGUGAAGAAACGAUAAAUGAACUAAGUCGUAGGCAUGAGCGUGAAAAGAUGAUGCUCGUGGAAGAAAAUAAAAAACUGCUGUUAGAGUUAGGUUCAGUAACGGAUAGCGUAAAUCGAAUACAGGGUGAGCGGCGCCAGCUCGAAGAUGAAUAUGAAGAAUUGCGAAAUAAGAAAGAGGCCAUUGCCCAAUGGGAAGCUCAAAUCACCGAAAUAAUUCAAUGGGUUUCCGAUGAAAAGGACGCUAGAGGAUAUUUGCAGGCUCUAGCAACAAAGAUGACAGAGGAACUUGAAUUCCUCAAGCAUUCGGGUGGCGCAGGAGGCGUUGGUAGUGGCUCUACGAUCACCGACAAGAACUGGCGAAAUCGUCGUUCACAAAAACUUGACAAAAUGGAGCUACUAAAUCUACAAAGUUCGUUGCAAAGUGAAAUUCAAGCCAAACAAGCAAUAUCCGAGGAACUUACGAAAACGCGUUCGGAUCUUAUAGCAGCACAAAAAGAACUGCGAGAUUUACGACAGCGUCUGGACUCAAUAUCACACGAGAUGAAGCGCAAGGAAAUACAGAUAAAAGAGCUACAGAGCCGCCUAGAUUCCGGUGACGGCUCCGACCAGCUGCAUAGAGUCGCCGCACAACUGUAUCUCCCGUGUGUGGCGGCGAGGGCGGCGAAGACGGCGAGAGCCGUCGCCGAACCCCAGCGCGUCGUCGUCGUCCAGGGCCGGGCCCCCACAGUAAUGCGUCUUUGCCCCGCUAGUCGUCGAGCUGCCGCAGCCUCUAGUAGCUUAUUAACUAGGCUUGCUGUUGAUGAUGAUGAUGAUGAUGAUGCUCAUGGCGAUAUUGUUGUUGACGCUGCCCUCAGCUGCGUAUUGUCGCCUGUUUUGGAGAGACCGACCUCGCAGAUGUCGUAUCUCGAGCAUUUCCUCAAGGAGACUGCGGGUAACGCACGCCACGGCAGCGUUGACAGCGUCGAGGGCGACAUCGAGGACAACCGCGCGCCCAGCAUAACCAGUAGCAAGAGCAACCUCUCCGAACUUAGCAUCGACCCGACUUCUCCAUUAUCCCACGAGCUCCUGAGCAAAUCGUCCGCAGUCUCGCAAGGUCACACAAAUCUACAGCCAAAGCCAAAGUCGCAUCAGUUCCUGGUGCGGACAUUCUCCGGGCCGACCAAGUGCAAUCAUUGCACGUCACUCAUGGUUGGCGUCAUCAGGCAAGGUGUCGUUUGCGAGGUCUGCGGCUUCGCUUGUCACGUGCAAUGUUGCGACAAAGUGCCCUCCGUCUGUCCAGUUCCUCACGAUCAAACAAAACGACCGCUGGGGAUCGACCCGACUCGUGGCAUCGGCACUGCCUACGAGGGCUACGUCAAAGUGCCAAAAAUGGGCGGCGUAAAGAAAGGUUGGGUGCGCCAGUUUGUGGUUGUCUGUGACUUCAAAUUGUUCCUCUACGAUCUCUCCGAUCGCAAUGCCAUGCCGUCGGUCUACGUAUCCCAGGUACUUGACAUGCGAGACGAAGAGUUCAGCGUCAGCUCCGUACGCGACUCCGACGUCAUACACGCGACCAAAAAGGACAUUCCGUGUAUAUUUAGGAUAACAACAUCAUUGUUGGAACCACCUGGUUUGCGGAAUCACACGUUAAUGCUUGCCGAUACCGAGAGCGAAAAAGCUAAAUGGGUAGUGGCCUUGAGCGAACUCCAUCGGAUUUUGAAAAGGAAUAAUCUCCCUAAUACUACCAUGUUUCGUGCUAAAGAGUUGUUGGACAACACGUUGUCGCUAAUUGUCAUUAAAAACGUGCUGUCAGGGGCAAUUAUCGAUCCAGAUCGUCUAGUCAUUGGCACCGAGGAAGGCCUGUUUUGUUUAGAUUUAGAUCGUAGUGAGAUUGCGAGGGUCGGCGAGGGUAAGAAAAUAUUCCUCUUAGAGUAUGUAACGGAAGAGCAGCUGAUCGUUGUACUUAGUGGUAAGCAGCGGCACGUACGCCUGGUGCCGGUUCGCGCCUUGGACGGCGACGAGGUCGAGUGGAUCAAGGUCGCGGAGACUAAGGGAUGUAUAACAUUGACGACUGGCGUCAUGCGGCGUAAUCCCUUGACUUACUGCUUGUGCGUGGCUAUUAAGAAACAGAAUGCUUCUCAAGUCAUCAUAUACGAAAUAACGCGUACAAAACAACGACACAAACGCGUUCGUGAACUGAUGCUGCCUUGUCAUGUACAAACGUUGCAGAUCCUCGCGGAAGGUCGUCUUUGCGUCGGAUAUCCUUCCGGAUUUUCUAUAUACAGUAUUUUAGGAGACCAUCAUCCUAUUUCUUUGGUCCAUCCAGAAAAUGCGCUUUUAAAUUUGUUGACAUUCAACGCUUUGGAUGCCUUUAGAUGUAUCGAGUUACAAAGUGGAGAGUUUUUAUUAGCAUUUUAUUCAUUAGCAGUGUAUGUUGACAGUCAGGGAAGAAAAAGUCGAGACAGAGAGAUCAUGUACACGGCUUAUCCAACGGCAGUUAGUUAUUGCGAAGGCUAUCUUUUGGUUUACAGUGAUACGCACAUCGAUGUGUUCGAUUGUCAAGCGGGCGAUUGGUUGCAAACGCUAAACGUCAAGAAAGCCAAACCCUUAAAUACAUCGGGUUCGCUUACCACGUGUAUAAUCAACGACAUGCCACAUGUUAUAUAUCUGAGUAAUUUACACCAACGCGAAUUGUUAAAUCUGGCAACGAUAGAUGCAAGUGGCAGGCCUAUGGCUAGACCGCGAAGAAGAUUUUCACUACGCGAGGGUAAUCGAGCCGCGCGUCCAACCGAUCGUCGCUCGAAAAUGAUAUCAGCGCCAACGAACUUUAAUCAUAUAACUCAUAUGGGGCCUGGAAAUGGUAUUCAAAUUCAAAGAUUGUUGGAUUUACCAACAACUUUAGAAACGGCUGAUCAACAAUUCUCAGGGUCAUAUGCUAGUUCACACUUUCAUAGUAAUCAACAACGAGUUUAUGGUUCGGCGGUACAACCACCAAAUAAGCCAGCACCACUGCCACCUAGACAUCCACCUUCGGAUACAAGACGACUGAGUUCACAUAUGACUAGAAAUUCUGGAUUCUCACCACAUAACGGUUCAACAUCUUCUAGAAGAGGACCGGCACCGCCAAGACCAACCGCUACUCCACCAUCACUGCCACGUACUCCAGUUGACCAAGUUGAUUCGGAAUCAUUACAUUUACGAUCGCAUACACCUCAUUCUCUUGGGAGCAUUGCUUCGUUACAAGAUAAGGAGCACGUAUCUGGAAGUAGCCCACGACACUCCAUAGCCUCGAAUAAUAGUUCGAAUCCAUCGACACCGCCGAGUCCUGCGCACGACCACGGAUCUUCGUCUUAUGACUCCUAAGACUGCGGCAAAAAGGGAACACCGUUACCGGCCUAAGGCCCAAUACUUUUACGUUGGCCGCCCGAUUGAAAAUAAGAACAACCACUUACGUCUCACAAUGAAUAAUUAAAUAAUAGCGAACUUUCGGACGAUUACGGAGAGGAGCGGUAUAUAACACUGGUAACGUUUUCUGAAAGGAUGAUUUAUAUAUUGCGUUAUAUACACGACCUUUUACCCGAAAAGUUACCAUAAGAAUUUUUUGACCUUAUAUGUACAGUCUUGAUACAUAUUUUUUAUUAUACGAAUGGAUAAGGAAUGAGCGAAGAAAGAUGAAGAGAGGAGCAAGAUGAUGCAAUUGUAAUUGCAAGUUUAAUAAAAAUUUUACUAUAUUGUCCGUGUAUAG